AAGGAAUUGCUUUCAGUUUCACUUCCCAGCUUUAAACAGCAAUCUUCACUGAAAGGAAGCAGUUAGAAGAAUCAUAACAGACAAAUUAUAUUCAUGGUUUAACUUCAACUGGAUAAUUUUUAAACAACAACUAGGUUUCUUUUUUUAUUUUAAAGCUUUCAAACCUAUUAAAAAGGAGUGCCUGUACCAUUCUUGUUUACACUCCCACUUUAGGAUCUCCUGACUGUUUUGGAUCUGUCUCUAAUAGCAGUUGCUGCUGUUGUCUUGCUUCACUCGUUACCCCAGAGAAAGAAACAACUCUCAAGGUUUCAGCUGGUAUCAAACGACUACAAGCAGAUCUACAACAAUGCAAGGACCUCAACCUGCCACAGCACCUGGAAUGCCCUAUGGCUCCCCUCAGCAGGCCCCUGGGGCUUACCAAGGUGCAGGGAACUAUGGAUUCCAGGCACAGCCCAUGGGAUUCCCAGGUGGAUUUGUUGCUCCACCUGUCCAGAACCAGCCCACCAUGGAUGGGACAAUCUGGAUGCCUAUCCCUCCUUCUAUUCCCAACUGCCCUCCUGGACUGGAGUACCUCACACAGAUUGACCAGAUAUUAAUUCAUCAGCAACUUGAACUUCUUGAGAUUGUGACUGACUUUGAAACAAACAACAAAUACGAACUGAAGAAUGCUCUGGGACAAAGGGUGUACUUUGCAGCGGAGGACACUGACUGCCUCACCAGGAAUUGCUGUGGGCCGUCGCGGCCCUUCACCAUCCGCAUUACGGACAACCUAGGCCGCGAGGUGAUAACGCUGCACAGGCCUCUGCGCUGCUCCGGCUGCUGCUGCCCCUGCUGCUUGCAGGAGCUGGAAGUCCAGUCUCCUCCAGGAACAACAGUUGGUUAUGUUGUCCAGAACUGGCAUGUGUGCCUGCCAAAGUUCACCAUCCAGGAUGAGAAAAGAAAGGAUAUACUGAAAAUUGCUGGCCCAUGUGUUGUGUGUCGGUGCUGUGAGGACAUUCAUUUUGAGGUGAAGUCUCUGGAUGAGACUUGUGCUGUUGGGAGGAUUUCUAAGCAGUGGACUGGAUUUGUGCGGGAAGUGUUUACAGACACAGAUAACUUUGGAAUCUCAUUCCCAAUGGACCUGGAUGUGAAAAUGAAAGCUGUCAUGAUUGGUGCUUGCUUCCUUAUCGACUUCAUGUUUUUUGAACAUAGCGGUAAAUAAACAUCAGCAAGCAGGAGUUUGAUAAUGAAAUCUAGAUGUUCUGUAUGGAAUGAAGAAGAACAUGGAUCUCCCAAGUUUCUGAUGAAUUGCAGCACUCCAGUGAGAAUAUGAGAAAUGCACAUGUUAUAGUUACAUUUCUGUAAGCUAAAAGCUUUAUGGUCUUUUUAUUAUUUUUUUAAUCUGAAAAUUUUUAGUAUUCAAUAAUUUUUAUUUUUUUGAAAUAAUUUUUAGUAUUCAAAUAAGGACUCUUUAUCUGUACAGAUCUGAACAGAUCAAUAAUAUGAUUUAGAGACAUACAUAGCAACAUUUUUUUUCCAAGAACUCUGUAAUUUUAAAGUAACUAAUUAUAGUUGUUACUUAUAACUACUAUAAUUAUACUUUGAUUCCUAAAAAGAGGGCUACUUCUAUAUUAAAUAUUAAAAAUAACCUAAGCCUAAUAAAGAGACACUGAUUUUUUCCUGGGUA
Molecule: messenger RNA, 1666 nt
Organism: Parus major (Great Tit)
Lineage: Eukaryota; Metazoa; Chordata; Aves; Passeriformes; Paridae
Gene: PLSCR1
Product: phospholipid scramblase 1
Exons: 9
Coding region: 347-1201 (284 amino acids)
Biological process (GO): plasma membrane phospholipid scrambling
Cellular component (GO): plasma membrane
Molecular function (GO): phospholipid scramblase activity
Source: RefSeq, a predicted model, not a curated record